AUCAGGAGCAUAGAAAUGAACUCCGAGUGAACAUUUGACUCUCGGUCGGUAAAUUGGAAUCAGACGGGGCAGUGUUUUUUUUUUCUCCGAUUCGAUUGAACAGUGUCGCGUGGAGAGGUGGCGUGUUAUUGUUCCCGUUUUGCUGUCCUCAGUUUGGUGAUCAGAUUUCAAGCUUCCCCGUAGCUAACCUUUUUACACCGCCUCCCAUCGUAGGCCAGCAGGUUCAUGCGCAUUGUUGACGAUAGGUAGCAGCAUUGUUGUAGGUGUUGGUGGGAUAGAGCAGUGCCGUGUGUAGUUGUGUGUGUGUGUUUGUGUGUGUAUGUGUUUGUGGACAAUCUCUCAUCGUCAGGGCAGGUAAUCGCGGAUCAUAACAGCGCGUUUGAAGCGGGUUGGUGUUGUUAGACCCUUCACGACCCAUUCGCAACUCAUCCUUACUGCUGUCGUUGUCGCCGUUGGUCGCCGUCAAGCAAAGAAAGCGCAACGCGCGUGAAGGUGGAAGCGUGUAAAAGGGUGUGACACGAUAAGGGGAUCAGAUCAUCAUAUCCGGACCUUCGGACCAGACCGAUCAACCUGCCCUAGGUGUGUAGUGCCAGUGUUUUAGCUUCGAUCAACCGUCUCUGAGUAGCGCUUUGUUUGCGAGUUUGCGAGAACCAGUACCGGACGAUGGCACCGAAUCUGAGCAAGCUGCUGUCGAACCAGAACGCCGUAGUCGGUGUUGCCGGAUGUACUGCGGCAGCCUGCAUCAUACUGUACGGUAAACAGAUCCACAAGAAUCGCAAGCAGCGACCGGAGGAUGAGAUACAAUAUCUAAUCAGCGACAAAAAAGAAAAGCGCAGCCCGAAGGCCCAUGUCAAUGCCGUUUUCUUUAACCAGCUGCGCGCACUAUUAGGCAUCAUCAUACCGAAGGCAUGGAGCGUCGAGAACGGAUUGCUCAUCGUGAUUGCUUUGUCGCUUAUUGCCCGGUCGGUCAGCGAUAUCUGGAUGAUACAGAAUGCGACGGCGAUCGAGAGCACAAUCAUUACGAUGAACAAGAAGCAGUUCCGGACGGCGUUGGUGAAAUACCUUUCCGCCUUGCCUGCGAUCGCAGUCGUAAACAAUGUUCUAAAAUGGAGCAUAGGAGAGCUAAAACUACGCUUCCGUACGAACCUGUCGCAAUAUUUAUACAACGAGUACCUGAAAGGAUUCACCUACUACAAAAUGUCAAACUUGGACAACCGGAUAGCGAAUGCGGACCAGCUGCUGACGACGGAUAUUGACAAGUUCUGCGAGAGCGUUACCGAUCUGUACUCGAACAUUUGCAAACCAUUGCUAGAUAUCGUGAUUUACGUGUACCGGCUGACGACUAACCUCGGCGGUACGACGCCAGGUAUUCUGCUGCUGUAUCUGUUCUUCUCCGGUGUGUUCCUUACCAACCUGCGCAAACCGACCGGCCGGUUGACGGUGAUGGAGCAGAAGCUGGAAGGCGAGUUCCGGUAUGUGAACAGCCGAUUGAUUACCAACUCGGAGGAGAUUGCCUUCUACAAGGGUAACAACCGGGAGAAGUUAACGAUACUGGCGAGCUUUAACAAGCUUGUUGCGCAUAUGCGCAAGUUCCUAGAAUUCCGCGUCGGUAUGGGCAUUGUGGACAAUAUGGUGGCGAAAUAUAUUGCAACUGUUGUUGGGUUCUACGCUGUUUCGCUUCCGUUCUUUGAGAAGGAUCAUCCCUUGCUCACUGGAAGUCAACAGAGUGAGCGGUUGAGCCGUUACUACACAUUCGGUCGCAUGUUGGUCAAGUUGGCGGAAGCAAUUGGGCGUUUGGUGUUGGCUGGCAGGGAAAUGUCCCGGCUCGCCGGAUUCACUGCACGCAUGACCGAACUGACGGUGGUGCUGAAGGAUCUCAAUUCUGGCCGGUACGAGCGCACGAUGGUAAACAAUUCGGCCAUUGCCGAUGCGGGCGAUAUUGGGCCCGGUCGGGGUAUGCUCAAGUUCCAGGACAAUUUGAUCAAGUUCGAACAUGUGCCGCUGGUAACGCCGAACGGGGACGUGCUGGUGAAGGACCUAACGUUCGAGGUAAAGUCCGGCAUGAAUGUGCUCGUGUGCGGCCCGAACGGAUGCGGCAAGAGCAGUCUGUUCCGAAUUCUCGGUGAACUAUGGCCGACGUGGGGUGGCAAGGUUACUAAACCACCUGCCGGCAAACUGUUCUACAUUCCCCAGCGACCGUACAUGACGCUUGGUUCGUUGCGCGAUCAGAUUAUUUAUCCACAUACGCACCAAGAGAUGAAACGCCGCGGCAAAACCGAUGCCGACCUGCUGAAGUAUCUUGACCUUGUGCAGCUCACCUAUCUGCAGGUGCGCGAGAAGGGUCUGGACGCGAUCGAGGACUGGAUCGAUGUGCUGUCCGGUGGUGAGAAGCAGCGUAUCGCUAUGGCCCGACUGUUUUACCACAAUCCACAGUUCGCCAUCCUGGACGAAUGUACGUCCGCGGUGUCAGUGGACGUCGAGGGCAGUAUGUACGAGUACUGCCGCAAAGUCGGUAUUACGCUCUUUACCGUAUCGCACCGAAAGUCCCUAUGGACGCAUCACGAUUACUACCUCAAGUUCGAUGGUCACGGUGCGUACGAGUUUGGUCCCAUCGAAGGCACGCAGGAUCAGUUUGGGUCUUAAGUUUCAUCCCGUGUUUUCUUGUUUCUUGUUUUGGUUUCCAACCGACAACCAUUAUUACCACCAUGCUUAGGAUAGCGGGAAACGAAACACAACGUAACACACAGAAAACAUGUUUAGACGCACACACACACGCUCGGUUCAUUUGCUGUGGCUAUGUUUGUUUAUUUUUUUCUUUACUAGAUUUUGUUUUUUUUUUCGCGUACGUUUUUAUUAUAUCUGUAUCUUUUAGUAUGAAUGCAUGCCAAACCAGCACAACAUACAUGAAAUACUUUUGCUAGCGUGUCAUCUUUCUAUUGCGAACGUAACGCUUACGCAUGACAGGCUUAAGUAUGCGUAUUGUGUGUGUCUGUGUGUUGGUGUAGGCCUUGUGGAUUAUGCGAAUGUGAUGUUACGCUACUUGUUUUUUUUCCUUACCACUUCUUAGGAUGUUACACGACGCAAUACCGCGGGCAAAGUUUGCGCAGUCGUGUUUCAUUUGCUAAUGUGUUAGUAGAUAACCGGUUUUUGUUUUAUUACCAUAAUGCUAUAUUUUAUUCUGCUAUAUAUAUUUUUUCCCCUCCCCAUUUGCAAUAAUCAUAUUAGCCGUUUUUGGUAGGUGUUUGUAAAAAAAAUCUAGUACGGGUGCAGGAAACCAUUUGUUUUAUAAGUGCAAAUUCUUUUAAUGUAUACACAUUCUAAUGCAGUACGCAUGGACAAAGGUAUAAUAGUUGGACAAGUAGGAGGCAAAAAGGUGUCGAUAAAUGUGUAUUGUUUUUUUUGUUCUUCUUUUUUUGUUUUGUUUUCUUUUUUUUUAACGAUUCACUUGUCCUAGUUUAACGAUGAUCAUUCCAGACGGAAGUUAUUUUAUGCACAUUAACACAUGUCUAGUACAUGUUAUACAAAUUAUACAGCUUUUCGGUUCGUUCAUUUCAGUGUUCUUACUAGAGACGAAAAAAGAGUUAUGAAAUAAACAAAAAAAACAAUCAAAUUAGCACUAACAA
Messenger RNA from Anopheles funestus (African malaria mosquito), 3623 nucleotides. It is a transcript of the gene Pmp70, whose product is annotated as ATP-binding cassette sub-family D member 3. The transcript is spliced from 10 exons. The record is from RefSeq and is a predicted model, not a curated record. Gene Ontology annotation, molecular function: ABC-type transporter activity; ATP binding; long-chain fatty acid transmembrane transporter activity. NCBI's taxonomy places the organism in Eukaryota, Metazoa, Arthropoda, Insecta, Diptera, Culicidae. Gene Ontology annotation, cellular component: peroxisomal membrane. Gene Ontology annotation, biological process: very long-chain fatty acid catabolic process; fatty acid beta-oxidation; long-chain fatty acid import into peroxisome. Bases 664 to 2643 code for a protein of 659 amino acids.